AUGAUGAUAUCAUGGCUGCUGUUUAAUCUUGAUGGUUCAAUAUCCACGAGUGUUCCGUAUUUUCAUACUGCUAGGGAGAUAUGGCUAGAUCUAGAAGAUAGAUUUGGUUUUGUGUCUGGACCACAACUCUUCUCUCUAGAACAACAGGCAGCUGAAAUCACACGGGGAGGACACAAUGUGGCUGAGUUCUUCACUGACAUCAAGUCCAUAUGGGACAAGAUAAGUGCAGCAAAUCCAUUGCCAACAUGCACCUGUAACCUAUGUGUAUGUAAUGUGACACAAAGAAUCUUUAAGAUGCAACAAGAGCAAAGGCUUAUGCAGUUCCUCAUGAAAUUAGGAGAACAUUUGGCUGUAACCAGAGGAAGCCUUCUAAUGAUGCAACCAUUGCCAACCAUUUCACAUGCAUAUAGAAUGCUGGCACAGGAAGAAAGGCAAAGAGAGAUUGGUGCAGUCUCACAACAGCAUGAGAGUCAUGCUUUUGGAGCUGACAGAAGGAGGUUUAAUGAUAACCAAAAUAAGGGAGUUUUCAAUCCUUCCAGGAACCAACAACCUUAUUACAAGAGCAACUAUACAGGAGGAAACAAAUCAUCUGUGUACAAAAGACCUUCUAUCUAUUUUUGUGAUCACUGCAAGAUCAAUGGGCACAGUACUGAGAGAUGCUUCAAGCUGCAUGGAUUUCCACCUGGUUUUACUGGUUUCAAAUCUGACAGAAAAACUGCAGCAGUGGCUUACACAGAUGAAGGUUACACUGAUGAAGAAAUGGGAGAAUACCAACAACAACAAUCAUUCUAUCCUCCAGAAAGAGAUCACUCUCAGUCACAAAUGCAGCCUCAACCAGGAUUUCUUACUGCAGAACAAUGUUCACAAUUGCUGAGUCUUCUGAACAAGCAACAAAAUGACAAAAUGUGUCCACCAGAGACUCAAAAUGAGGAAGGAGAGCCUUCAGCUCAUGCUUUAAUGGCAGGUAACAAUUUCUGUUUGCUUACAUGUUCUCAAUCCAAUUGGUUACUAGAUAGUGGAGCAUCAGAUCACAUGUGUGGGAACUUGAACAUGUUUGAUUCUUAUAAGGCUAUAUUUGGAAACAAUGAGUUCAUAACUAUCCCUGAUGGAAGAAGAGUAGGAAUACAACAUAAAGGAACAGUCACUAUUAAUGAUAAUAUACAGCUGAAAGAUGUACUGCAUGUGCCUGAUUUCCUCUACAACUUAUUGUCUAUCAACAAACUGUGCAAAGACCAGAAUUGCACAGUCUCAUUCACUGCUGAUAAAUGCUAUGUUCAGGGCCAUUCAAUGAAAGAGCUACAUGUGCUUGGUAGUGUGAGGUCAGGAUUAUACAGCAUUGAUGACAACAAGCUACAAACUGAUGGUGUACCACCUUCAGCUACCUGUUUUCAAGCAUCUAAUAACAACACAGUUGCUGCACAUAUUUGGCAUUUGAGGCUUGGACAUGUUAAUGUCGACUAUCGAGGUGACUAA
Molecule: messenger RNA, 1473 nt
Organism: Spinacia oleracea (spinach)
Lineage: Eukaryota; Viridiplantae; Streptophyta; Magnoliopsida; Caryophyllales; Amaranthaceae
Exons: 2
Coding region: 1-1473 (490 amino acids)
Source: RefSeq, a predicted model, not a curated record